Molecule: messenger RNA, 852 nt
Organism: Clonostachys rhizophaga
Lineage: Eukaryota; Fungi; Ascomycota; Sordariomycetes; Hypocreales; Bionectriaceae
Source: the annotation of a GenBank genome assembly
AUGGUCCGAACAAAGACGCGGCCCAGGACCCUAGAAGAGAGGUACCCCAAGGACAAGUACCCCAACGGCCCACCUCAGAUUCGCUUGCCACCCAAACUCCCACUAGUAUCCAACAACCGCAUCUUCAACGAUCACACCGGCAGACCAGCCUUGAUGUCAUGGGAGAGCUCGGGGGUCUGUCCCUUGCCUCCCCUUGCCUCCUGGGUCUUCUAUAUGGUCCAUCCAGAUGUGCCGCUUGACUUUGACGGGUGCGUAUUCCAGCAUGGUCUUGAGGAUGGUGCCACGACUGAAGAAUGCCAUGAGCACUACCGUGGGGAGCUAAAGGCUCGAGGCACCAUAUGGCGCCACAUCCGCAAGGUCAAGAGAGCCAUGGAGCUCGAGAAGCAGAAAACCCCCCAACCAGUGGAGGAUGAUCCGGUAGAGGAGUCCGGUUCUGGUCUGGGCUCCACGACAUCCGAGUCCCCUUCUGAUGAAGAAGCAACUUCCCACAAUCAACAACUUCCUGGCUUAGUCUGGCCUAAACACGAUCACGAUUGCUCUUCUGUGAUAUACCGCGGCUGGUUUUUCGUGUAUCCACAUGCAAAUAUUGAUUGCCGAGGUGCCGAUGGUGCGGCGCGUGAGAUAGAUAUCGUCACGUUUGACCCCAUCGAUCAGGAAGACGCAUGGGGAGAAGAUGAAGUUCGCAAGUUCGACCCGAUGGAACACCCUGUUCACGUAACACGGAAGAAAGCCAGAGAAGUCUAUGAGCAGGGGGUUAAGGAGUGGAUGUACAGGAGAAUAUGUUCACACUGGGAGCAAAAGGCCGAUGAAGCCACGGAUGACGCGCUGAAGCUAGGUUGGAAGUCUUGGUAA